Messenger RNA from Dendrobium catenatum, 914 nucleotides. RefSeq names its product transcription factor GAMYB-like. NCBI's taxonomy places the organism in Eukaryota, Viridiplantae, Streptophyta, Magnoliopsida, Asparagales, Orchidaceae. The transcript has 2 exons. The record is from RefSeq and is a predicted model, not a curated record. Bases 1 to 777 code for a protein of 258 amino acids.
AUGGUUCAUAAAGACGUUCCCCAGCCAGAGGUGAAAAUAAAAUAUCCCGUCCGAGUAAAAGAAGAACCCAUUUUGGGCCUUUCGGAUUCAUCUUCACCCGGUGGCGGCGACGACGACGAUGCGCCGCAAUCUCUGAAAAAAGGGCCCUGGAGUGCAGAAGAGGAUGCACUUCUAAUGGAGUAUGUGAAAAAACACGGAGAAGGGAAUUGGAAUGCUAUUCAGAAGAACAUUGGACUUCAACGAUGUGGCAAGAGCUGCCGUCUUCGGUGGGCUAAUCAUCUCCGUCCCAAUCUAAUAAAAGGAUCUUUUACCCAAGAAGAAGAGAACCUUAUAAUCAAGUAUCAUGCUGAAAUAGGCAAUAAAUGGGCUCAAAUGGCUACAUACUUACCAGGAAGAACAGAUAAUGAGAUAAAGAAUUUUUGGAACACAAGACUCAAACGACGGCAGAGAGCGGGGGUUCCACUUUAUCCACCUGAGAUCCAAGCUCAAAUAGCUAUGAAGAAGAGGCAAAGGGCAUUCAUGCUUAUGCAAAAUCAGGUCCAACGACCAAUUAACAUAGGUAAUGCUGGCAAUGAUGAGACAAAUUACUUAUUAAGAAACUUUGAUCCCAGCCUACCAUGGCAGCAACGUCAAGCAUCUACUUUUCCCUUUAAGACGGAACACCUUUCAACCAAAUGGUAUCCUAACUACAUUAGUGAUCAUCAAAAAGUGUCACCACAACCAAUGUCUCUAGCGAUGGGGCAAGCGAAUAAUGCGCUCAUUGAUGUUAUGUUCUGAGGGUCACAAAGACCCGGAGAGCUAUUCAAUCAAGAAUUGUCAUUCAAGCACUUGUCGACCAGUGGUACUGUCAAUAGGGAGCCAUUACCAUCGUCGCAGCUGCCACCACCAUCAAAUAUUGAGUAUUUCGCCAUGAA